Apodemus sylvaticus (European woodmouse) is the source of this 3382-nucleotide messenger RNA. RefSeq names its product zinc finger and BTB domain containing 14 (gene Zbtb14). Gene Ontology annotation, biological process: regulation of transcription by RNA polymerase II. Gene Ontology annotation, molecular function: DNA-binding transcription factor activity, RNA polymerase II-specific; protein binding; RNA polymerase II cis-regulatory region sequence-specific DNA binding. Bases 180 to 1529 code for a protein of 449 amino acids. The record is from RefSeq and is a predicted model, not a curated record. Gene Ontology annotation, cellular component: nucleus. The transcript has 3 exons. Lineage: Eukaryota; Metazoa; Chordata; Mammalia; Rodentia; Muridae.
CUACCACCCACCGUGCCCCCGCGUCCAUCCCGUCCUGGCUUGCGCGCUGCCGAACGAGGGAGCCCACGGCGAGCUUCUGUAGCUGGGCCAAGCUGCAGAUCUGGCUUGCCCCUGAUCAGACUUACUCUGAUCUGAAGGUUUUGGUGUUUAAGGCAUUAAGAAAAUAGCCUGAAUUGUUCAUGGAGUUUUUCAUCAGUAUGUCUGAAACCAUAAAGUACAAUGACGAUGAUCAUAAGACGCUGUUUCUGAAAACACUGAAUGAACAGCGCCUGGAAGGAGAAUUCUGCGACAUCGCCAUUGUGGUUGAAGAUGUAAAGUUCAGAGCCCACCGGUGUGUCCUCGCCGCCUGCAGCACGUACUUUAAAAAGCUCUUCAAGAAGCUGGAGGUGGAUAGCUCUUCAGUCAUAGAGAUAGAUUUCCUCCGCUCCGACAUAUUUGAAGAGGUGCUGAACUACAUGUACACCGCAAAGAUCUCCGUGAAGAAGGAGGAUGUCAACUUGAUGAUGUCGUCCGGACAGAUCCUUGGGAUCCGGUUUUUGGAUAAACUGUGUUCUCAGAAGCGUGACGUGUCUAGUCCGGAUGAAAGCAACGGCCAGUCGAAGAGUAAGUAUUGCCUCAAACUGAACCGGCCCAUGGGAGACGCCGCUGACGCCCAGGACGACGACGUGGAAGAGAUCGGGGACCAGGAUGACAGCCCUUCAGAUGACACGGUAGAAGGCACUCCCCCGAGCCAGGAGGACGGCAAGUCUCCCACCACUACUCUCAGGGUUCAGGAAGCGAUUUUGAAAGAACUGGGGAGCGAGGAAGUUCGAAAAGUGAACUGCUACGGCCAGGAAGUCGAAUCCAUGGACACUUCCGAGUCCAAAGAUCUGGGCUCGCAGACCCCUCAAGCCUUAACCUUUAACGACGGGAUGAGCGAGGUGAAGGAUGAGCAGACUCCAGGCUGGACGACGGCGGCCAGCGACAUGAAGUUUGAGUACUUGCUGUAUGGCCACCACCGGGAGCAGAUCGCCUGCCAGGCCUGCGGCAAGACAUUUUCUGAUGAAGGCAGAUUGAGGAAGCACGAGAAACUCCACACGGCGGACAGGCCGUUUGUCUGCGAGAUGUGCACCAAGGGCUUCACCACCCAGGCCCACCUGAAAGAACACCUAAAAAUCCACACGGGGUACAAACCCUACAGCUGCGAGGUGUGCGGGAAAUCAUUUAUCCGCGCCCCAGACCUGAAGAAGCACGAGAGGGUUCACAGCAACGAAAGACCAUUCGCCUGUCACAUGUGUGACAAAGCCUUCAAACACAAGUCUCACCUCAAGGACCACGAGAGAAGACACAGAGGGGAAAAGCCUUUUGUGUGUGGCUCCUGCACCAAAGCCUUUGCUAAGGCCUCAGAUCUGAAGAGACAUGAGAACAAUAUGCACAGCGAAAGGAAACAGGUCACCCCCAGUGCCAUCCAGAGUGAGACAGAGCAGUUGCAGGCCGCUGCAAUGGCCGCUGAGGCAGAGCAGCAGCUGGAGACAAUUGCUUGUAGCUAGAGGCGGUGGGGUCGGGACGCUGGGCGUGGGAGGUGAAUGCUGAGCUUGCGGUGACUGUAGUCGUGAACACCUUUGACGGCCUUGUGCUGGCUGGACCUGAGGCAGUGCGCACUCGGUUAGGUAAUUCUCAGAUUCCUCAAGGCAGUUACGUCCCCACGUUCUGACCAAACAGUUUGGUUUUCUAUCUUUUGGUUUGUUUGUUUGUUUGUUUUCUUUGUGAUGUCUAAUAUUCAUAUCCCCAGUAAGCUCCCCUACUCCUCUUUAUGGUCUUAAUUUGAAAUCUCCUUUGUCUAGUUUAAAAUGAAUGGCUUCUGUUUCAUCCUUAAUCCCUCAACUCUUGCCAAGCUGAUGAGUGCGCUGCACAGAGUCAUUGAAUAGAUUGAUUUCCUAAUCAUCCCAGUAUAUGUGACUUACGGUCAAAGGAGCAGUUUUAAUAACUGGAUACAGGACCUUUAUAUCGGUGCAGACAAAGUUGGCAUGUGCUGACCCAGAACCCUGCAGAAGUACAAAACCAAAAUUUGAAAAAAAUGGAAUGGUGUUAGUUUUAUAUAUGGUUUGUGAUUUUUAUAUCUCUCUAUAUCAUUGUUUUUCACUGUUCCUGUGGACAGAUAAUGGUUGCUUUGCUGAAGUGUUCCUCCAUCUAUUGUAAUGGCCCCCAAACCCACCCCAAAUGCUGCAGGUCAUGUAUACCUCAGGGUGAGUGAGACUACCAGGAUGCUGGUGGUUUUGGGGCUCAGUUCCCCUUUUGUCCAGUGUGGCCAUUCUGUCUGUGUGUGUCCGUGCAGUGGACCAAUAUUGACAGGAGGAGAAGAGUCCGAGACAAGGCUUUCACAGAUACAAAAAAAGCCUAAGGUUUCCUAGGUCUUGAAAUCGUGACUGAUCUCAGAAUUGGUUUUGUAUUUAAGAUCAAAAUUAGGACAAGAAACAGAAAUGUUUCUUCAAAUAUGUUUUUUGUAGUUUACAGACCAUCAUGCUUUGGGGUCUCUACAUCUCUGCCUCAUUCAGUUUUCCAUGAGGAAGAUGCUUAAAUAAAUCUGAAAUCUUUUAAGUGUGUAAAUAGUAGUGUUGGUCUUACGUAUUUCGAGAAAAAGGACAGCUGCAUUUUUUCUCUCUCUCUUUUUUUUACACAAUGGAUUAAAGUACCUUUCAUUGGCAACAAAUACCAGACCCCUUUAACCAAUAUUAAAGACUUUCAGACCAAACGUUUGUUUUCCAAAUAAGUUUUUAUCACUGGUUACAGUUUUCAAUAGAAGCUGAUUGCCCUGUCAUAGCCAUAAAUCAGAAUUAUGAACUUUGUUUCAGAUUGGAUGUACUAAAUGCUCUUUUGACUAUUUCCUUAGGAAUAUAUUGAAAUGCCAACAGAGUUUGAAUUAUGUUCUGUAAGAAAGUGUAGAUGAUUGUUUUAGGAUGUGUACAGUUGUAGAAGGUGCCAACUUUAAAAGUUCAUGUUUGGUUCUUGAGGUUUUCUUUUUAAAAAAAUUCAUUAAAAUAAUUUUAUUACAUGGCCUGCUGUACUAACAUCUGUUAUUACUGUUGUAAGAAAAAUUUUAUUUUCAAAACCAGUGUACGUGUUCUGCCCGAGAUUGUUGGAUGGAGAGGAGGCUAUCUUUAAUUUUUUUUAUUAUUUAUUGUUAAAAUGUUUCGGCUUAAAUUAAUUUUCCCCGUGCGGUUCUAUUUUGAAGGCAAUCCCGUCAGUUCAUCAGUGCUGUUAGUAGGAGAGGCCGGACUGGUGAUCCCAGGCUGUGUUAACCAAAGCAAAUGUGAAAUCAGCUGGCAUCCUGUUGAUAGCUACUUCAACAAACCAUGUUUUGGGCCUUUGUUUUUGUAUAUAAAGAUAAUGAUACACUCCUCUU